AUGGUUUCAGCAAUUUCGCUAGCGCCGCUGCCACUCCCUCAAUGGCAACGCCCAGAGCCGACGACGGCCGACCUUUCAUGGGCCGAUAUUGCGGUGAUUGACUUUUCGUCUUUUGACAAUCCUGGUGGCAAAGAAAGGCUGGCCGAAGAGCUUCGCCAUGCAGUCCACACCACAGGUUUCUUCAGCGUUACCGGGACCGGAUUCACCGAUGAAGAAGUCCGGAGACAGUACAGCAUUGGCCAAGGAUUCUUCGACCUGCCGCUGGAGGAGAAGAACAAGCCCGAAUUGAGGUGCGACUUCGGCCAAGGCAACUAUUUCGGAUAUCGAGCUGCCCACGAAAAGAAAAUCAUGGGUACCGAAGUUCUCGAUAACGUGGAGAGCGUAAACAUCGCAAAAUUCAUUCCCGAAUUGGCCUACGAGCCUCGACAUGACUUCUUCAACCGUUUUCUAGCUGAGGUCGAGGGCUUCUCAAGACGGUCUCUUGAACUUGCUUCUAAAAUUUUCACACUCUUCGCUCUCAUACUUGAACUCCCGCCAGACUAUUUCUCCUCGAAACAUGAAUAUACAUCGAAGUCCGAGGACCACCUACGCUACAUGAUAUACCGGCCUCGCCCUGUAUCUCAGGAUGCAUUGGUAGAGAACCUCUGGUCACGGGCUCACACAGACUUUGGAUCCCUAACCCUCCUAUGGAGCCAAAACGUUGCCGGGUUGCAAAUCAAAACCAAAGAAGGAGACUGGAAAUAUGUUCCACCAGUCGACGGAGGCAUCAUCUGCAAUGUCGGAGAUGCGAUGCAGUUUUGGUCCGCCGGGUAUCUCAAAUCCACAACCCACCGGGUCAUUCGACCACCUGCAGAUCAAGACCAUAUUCAUCGUUUGGGGAUAUUCUACUUUGUGAGGCCAGGUAACGAUACAGACAUCGCCCCGGCGCCAUCGCCUUUGCUUAGGAGGCUUGGGCUGAUAAAAGAGGAGCUGAAUGACCAGGAACUAAAACAGAAGGUUACGGGAUUACAAUAUGUGAGGGAGAGAGUCAAGAACUAUCAUGACCAUACCGAUUAUGAGAAUCGGAAAGGGAAAACGUUCAAGGUUGGAGAUUUGGAAAUCGAGGAUGAAGCUGCAUGA
Molecule: messenger RNA, 1119 nt
Organism: Venustampulla echinocandica
Lineage: Eukaryota; Fungi; Ascomycota; Leotiomycetes; Helotiales; Pleuroascaceae
Product: Clavaminate synthase-like protein
Exons: 5
Coding region: 1-1119 (372 amino acids)
Molecular function (GO): dioxygenase activity
Source: RefSeq, a predicted model, not a curated record